CGUUCCGUCAUCAUCAACGUAAUGUUGUAUUGUCCGCGUUUGAAAAACGGCAAGUUGAUUCCACUUUCUUGGCCCGUUGCAGCCUAUCGACUUUUGAAUCAUAUUUGCUGGCCACUACGGGAUGACGCAGGCUACCUGCUGCGGUUGUACGACCGCUUCUUUUGGGCGUUCGGUUUCUUCAUAUUCAUGCAACACAACGACGCUGAGCUGCGUUAUAUAAUUGUCAAUAAUAAUAAUCUGGAUGAAAUGCUAAUUUGUGGACCAACUUAUCUGGUUCUAGUUGAGAUUCAUUUAAGGGCCUUUCAGUUGGGUUUAAAGAAGGAGGCAUUCAAGCGUUUCCUGCAGAAGUUUUACGCAGAAAUCUAUAUAGACGAGUCAUCUUAUCCCAAACUCUAUGCGAAUAUACAGAAAAGUUUACGUCCAAUUUGGUUUUAUUCCCUAUUAUAUUUUAGCACUCUAUCGUCUUACGUAAUAAUGCCGGUAAUUAACUAUCUGAAUAAUGUCAAAGCGCCGCUCUAUAAAAUGUAUUACCCGUUCGAUAUCACACCCAAUCCUAUUUACGUGGCCAUUGUAUUAUCAAACAUUUGGGUAGGUUUUACCGUGAUCACAAUGGUCUCUGGCGAGGACAACGUCCUAUCCGAAGUGAUGCUACAUUUAAAUGGACGUUUUCUGCUAUUGCAACAGAAAUUGCGUCACGAUGCAGAGCGUUUGUUGCACGUAGUAGACGAUAGAAAUAUUGCUGAUGGACUUCGACGUCGGAUUAUUGAAGCCAUUGAAGAAAAUGUUCGCUUGUACAAAUUCGCUGAAGAUUUUGAACGUGAAUUCUCCUUUCGUAUUUUCGUCAAUUUGUCCUUCAGUGCUGGGUUGCUAUGUGUACUGGGCUUUAAGGUGUAUACGUCCGAAAAAGCACCUGUUGGUGUUAGUGCUGGUUCCAACAUAGACGAAAUUAUCUACGACUUCGAAGUUAUGACUGUGACCAGUGAUGUGGGUGCCAAGUCGCGAAAUCCGAUGGCUAGUUUUGGGUUCAUAUUUUGGAUCUGCGCUAAAAUAAUGGAAAUGAUUUUGGUUGGCCAGUUAGGCUCGGGGUUGAUUUACACAACUAAUGAAAUGAGUUCCACUUUCUACGAAUGCAAUUGGGAGCUGGUUUUACUAAAGUCUGGAGAUACGAAAGCAAAUGUGCGUCUAAUGAAAACUUUGCUUUUGGCGAUCAGUACCAGUCAGAAACCAUUUGUUUUGACCGGUUUCAAGUAUUUCAGUGUCUCUUUGACGGCUGUUUUGAAGAUAUUGCAGGGCGCUGGUUCAUAUUUUACGUUUCUGACAUCAAUGCGCAAAUGAAUGCGAUGCACGUCAUAUUGAUUUUCAAUUAAUUAU
This is a messenger RNA of Bactrocera tryoni, 1371 nucleotides long. It is a transcript of the gene Or74a, whose product is annotated as odorant receptor 74a. The annotation marks the transcript as partial. Gene Ontology annotation, biological process: detection of chemical stimulus involved in sensory perception of smell; sensory perception of smell. Gene Ontology annotation, cellular component: plasma membrane. The record is from RefSeq and is a predicted model, not a curated record. Lineage: Eukaryota; Metazoa; Arthropoda; Insecta; Diptera; Tephritidae. The transcript is spliced from 6 exons. Gene Ontology annotation, molecular function: odorant binding; olfactory receptor activity.